AUGACACUGCAUAUAAUUAUUUUUUCCAUUCUCCUGCAUUCCCGGUUGCUAACAUCGUAUAUACAUAACCUAUAUAAUGAUCCCAACGAUACUUUUGGUUGGAGUGAUAAAUUAAGGGAUAAAAAUCCCACUUCUAAUAUUAUUCUAAUCCUCACAAAUUAUUCCGAAAAUGUCACAUACAAACAUAUACAAAUAAAACCGCUGACGAAUAUACGUCAAUCUUUAAAAGAGUCCAUUGAUAUAUUUCAAAAUUACACGUUCAAUAAAAAUCAUGAAGCAAACUCAAGCGAUUUUUUUACAAACAAUGCAACACCCUACAGAUGCGGACAAUAUUUCGACUGUAUUAUAUACGACAAAACAGAAACGCCUUUUAAAAAUAACUCAUUUAUGAAACAAUUAUCAACGGACCAAAAGGUGCUAUUAUUCGAAAAAAUGACCUCUCUCGAUUCGAAUACAAAUUCAAAUGGUUUAGAGAGUCUCGAUUUUAAAACUGAUGUAAAUGAGAAUAAGAUUCUUUCUAAUAUAAUCCUUCGAGAAGCACCCGAUUACAAUUGGACCGAAAAUGACGAACAUUUUGAGACGAAUCCCUACUUGAGUCUGGACGAAGUUAAUGAAUCCAUCGAUGAAGCCAUUUCACAAGCCAAAAUAAUUGAACGAGAUUGGGAUUCGGGAUUAUUUGAUUUGCCGGUUGAAGGACUUCACGAUAACUCAAUAUACAAUUUUCCUAAAACCAUUUAUGCCAAAUAUGGUAAAAUCGGGAUCAUAACCUCUUUAACGUCCCACAUCUUAGGAAAUAAAUUAAAAUCCAGAAUAGAUGAUUCACGACAUAUAAUACAAAUUCUGACUAGUUUAAACCUGAGAAGGACUCUAAUGAGGGAAAUAUGUCCCGUAAAAAAUGAUAUAUUAAAAAAAGAAUGUACUAGGAAAUAUAGGACGUAUGAUGGUUACUGUAAUAAUCUGAGACACAAAACUUGGGGUAUGUCAAUGUUCCCUCCAAUGAGACUUUUGCCUCCAGACUAUGCUGAUAAAUUAAACUCACCCAGGAAAGCCAAAGAUGGAACAGAUUUACCAAAUGCACGAUUGUUAAGCAUGAAUGUAUUUUCAUCAUUCCCCGUUAGCGAUAAAAAAAUUACGUCAAUGAUAACUAACUUCGGUCAAUUCGUGGACCACGAAAUAAAUUUGUUUCCGUUACCUUACGGUCGAUUUACUCCUAGACUAAAAUGUUGCGAACCCCAAUAUGAACAUCCUUUGUGUUUGCCACUUCCUAUCCCAAAUAACGAUAGUAUUUUUAAUCAGUUCAAUCACAGUUGCAUGGAAAUGAUGAGGUCCUUGCCCGGGAUAUACGAAAAUUGCAGAUUAGGCCCUCGACAACAGAUAAAUCAAUUGACAUCCUUUAUCGAUGGUUCUGUUAUAUAUGGUAGUACACCCAAGGAUGCAUUGGAACUUAGAACACUCCAAAAUGGUAUGUUAAAGACAUUGAAACAUCCAUUGAAUUCCCAUAUGAAAGAUCUUUUGCCAUUGUCCAACGGAACAAGAUCCGAAGAGUGUACAUUGUUACUUCAAGAUAAAAAGUAUCCUUGUUUUUUAGCAGGAGAGGAGAGAGCAAAUGAAAAUGUUCCGAUAACGGCAAUGCAUAUUCUAUGGGUAAGAGAGCACAAUAGGAUCGCCGAAAAGUUAUCAGAAAUUAAUCAAUAUUGGAACGACGAAACCCUAUAUCAAGAAAGUAGAAGGAUUGUAGGAGCCAUAUUGCAAAAUAUUAUUUAUAAAGAAUUUUUACCCAAGGUUUUGGGUAACAAAAAUAUGCAAAAAUAUUUGCUCGACAUGUUAAAUAUGGGAUAUUUUACUGGAUACAAUGAAAAAGAAAAUCCAACCAUUGCUAAUGCUUUCAGUACAGCCGCAUUUAGAUUCGGACAUAGUUUGUUAAAAAUUGGUUACUUGCAUUCCUACUAUUCUCCUAUGCCUCUAAGAAAAUCCUUUUUCAAUCCAAAAAUAUUAUAUGGCUUGGAAUUUCCAGAGGGUGUGGAUUCAAUGUUGAGGGGAUCAUUCACUCAAUUAGCUCAAGCUAUGGAUGAAAACUUUGUGCCCGACAUCAAGCACAAUCUGUUUAAGAGAGAAAAACAAUUUUUUGGUAGAGAUCUAUUAUCGAUUAAUUUGCAAAGAGGAAGGGAUCACGGAAUACCAGGCUAUAACGAAUAUAGAGAAUGGUGUGGAUUAAAACGAUUUUAUGACUGGAAGGAAAUGGAAGAUUCAUAUAUGCACUCUUUUACUCAGGCCAAAAUAAAAAAAUUCUACAAACACCCUGAUGAUAUUGAUUUAUUUUUGGGUGGAAUAUGUGAAAAGGCGGAAUCAGAUUCCUUAGUGGGCCCUACGUUCGCUUGUAUCAUUGGCAGACAAUUUCAGAAAUUAAGAUUCGGUGACAGGUUUUGGUUCGAAAAUGCACCAAAAUACCCAGGCAUCACUUAUCCUUUUACUCGCGAACAAUUAGAAGAAAUACGUAAGGUGUCACUUGCAAAAAUUAUCUGUAUAAAUUCUGAUAACAUAGUUGAUAUUCAAAAGGACGUCUUUUUGGUUCCUAGCACAAAAAAUAGAGUCUUAAAAUGUGAAGAUAUACCGAACGUUAAUUUUGAUUAUUGGAAACAAUAG
Messenger RNA from Gordionus sp. m RMFG-2023, 2643 nucleotides. RefSeq names its product chorion peroxidase-like. The record is from RefSeq and is a predicted model, not a curated record. The transcript has 14 exons. Bases 1 to 2643 code for a protein of 880 amino acids. Gene Ontology annotation, molecular function: heme binding; peroxidase activity. NCBI's taxonomy places the organism in Eukaryota, Metazoa, Nematomorpha, Gordioida, Chordodea, Parachordodidae. Gene Ontology annotation, biological process: response to oxidative stress.